Molecule: messenger RNA, 8486 nt
Organism: Leucoraja erinaceus (little skate)
Lineage: Eukaryota; Metazoa; Chordata; Chondrichthyes; Rajiformes; Rajidae
Product: A disintegrin and metalloproteinase with thrombospondin motifs 9-like
Exons: 40
Coding region: 164-5863 (1899 amino acids)
Biological process (GO): proteolysis; extracellular matrix organization
Cellular component (GO): extracellular matrix
Molecular function (GO): metalloendopeptidase activity; zinc ion binding
Source: RefSeq, a predicted model, not a curated record
AACAUUAUGUUGCCUUACUCAAAACAAUCUCGGAUGCAACGUACGCCAAGCACCAACUUCCCCUGCACUGUGCAAUCGGGGGAUGCAUUGAAUUAAGGCUCCGAGUGUCCAGAUACACUACUUGACUUGCGUGUGUGCGGCUUGCAGUUCAAACUCGGUAAUCAUGCAUCUUGUGUCUUGGGUAGUGAUAACGUUACUUUCCGUCUGCAGUUUAGAAGGAACACCACAAAUGUAUGAAAGACAAGCCAAGCUGCGAGAACAGCUGACGGUCCAUGAGAUCGUGACUCCGACGCGGGUCACCGACUGCGGGCAAGCCUUCCCCUCCACGAUGCAUUACAGGCGGAGAAAGAGGAGUGCAGACGCCGACCCGUGGGCCUUCGCCACCAACUACAGAAUCAGAGCAUUCGGCCAAUUCUUUCACCUCAAUUUAACCGCCGACUCCGAGUUCAUCGCGCCGGUCUUUACCGUUAUACACCUCGGGGCACAAGCUAACGCGACCAACUUUAGCCAGGGAGACUCUACUGACACCAAACAUUGUUUCUACACUGGGCACGUCAACCAGGAAUCCAAGCACACAGCUGUGAUUAGCCUCUGUUCCGGACUCCUUGGCACCUUCAAGUCACACGAUGGGGAGUACUUCGUCGAGCCUCUUGUCUUGCCAAAUGGCGAAGAAUUUGACGAAGAGCACAAUAAGCCUCAUAUUGUAUACAAACACGAGGCAUUCAAGAACAAAGAGGCAAGGGAAGUCACUGACGUUUGUGGCAACUCAGGUCAUAAAAAUAGCCUAAAUAAAAACAAGUGGAAUGAAGGACUAUCCAGCAACGCUUUGUCAGAUCUGGAGCGGCUCAGAAGUAGCGUUGCCACGCACAACGUCGGCGGCACGGAUAACGAAACCGCGGGCGCUGGGAAGCACAAGCGAACAAAACGUUUCCUCUCCUACCCCCGAUACGUCGAGGUUAUGGUGGUAGCUGACAACAGGAUGGUGGAACACCAUGGAGCCAAUUUACAACAUUACGUCCUUACUUUAAUGUCCAUUGUGGCCACUAUCUAUAAAGAUCCAAGUAUUGGGAAUCUUAUCAAUAUAGUAGUUGUGAAACUAGUUGUUAUAAAUAGUGAGCAGGAAGGUCCAGUUAUUUCAUUCAAUGCUCAGACAACUUUGAAAAACUUCUGUAUCUGGCAGCAAACACAGAACAAUGCAGAUGAAAAUCAUCAUUCUCACCAUGACACGGCAGUACUUAUCACAAGGCAAGACAUUUGCAGAGCUCGAGAUAAGUGUGACACAUUGGGUCUGGCAGAGCUGGGGACCGUAUGUGACCCUUACAGAAGUUGUUCCAUCAGUGAAGACAACGGAUUAAGUACCGCUUUUACAAUAGCCCAUGAACUUGGACACGUGUUUAAUAUGCCUCAUGACGACAGUAAUAAAUGUAAAGAGGAUGGAGGCAAAAACCAGCAGCAUGUGAUGGCUCCGACACUGAACUAUUAUACCAACCCCUGGAUGUGGUCCAAAUGUAGCAGGAGAUACGUCACUAACUUCUUAGACACAGGAUAUGCUGAAUGUUUACUUGAUGAACCUGUAACCAGAACAUAUACACUCCCUCAUCAGCUUCCUGGACAGAUUUACAACGUGGACAAACAAUGUGAAUUGAUUUUUGGCUCUGGGUCUCAGGUGUGUCCUUACAUGACACAAUGCCGUCGUCUUUGGUGCACAAGUACUGAAGGAGUCCAGAGAGGCUGUCGGACGCAGCAUAUGCCCUGGGCGGACGGCACAGAAUGUGAGCCUGGAAAGCACUGCAAGCAUGGCGUGUGCAUUGCCAAGGAUCCCAUGGAGGUUGCUGCAGUAGACGGCUCGUGGGGACCUUGGAGUCCAUUUGGUUCCUGUUCCAGAACCUGUGGAGGUGGCAUCAAAAAUGCAGUUCGAGAAUGCAACAAGCCAGAGCCGCGGAACGGCGGGAAGUACUGUGUCGGCCGAAGGAUGAAAUUCCGAUCUUGCAACACGGAACAUUGUCCAAAGCAAGAGAAGGACUUCAGAGGGGGGCAGUGCACACAGUUCGAUGGCAAACAUUUCAACAUUAACGGCCUACCUCUAAAUGUCCGAUGGGUUCCCAAAUACAGUGGAAUUCUGAUGAAGGAUCGCUGUAAGUUGUUCUGCAGGGUGGCUGGUACGACAGUCUACUACCAACUCAGGGACAGAGUUAUAGACGGCACUCUCUGCGGGCCAGACACCAACGAUGUGUGCGUGCAAGGACUCUGCCGGCAAGCUGGAUGCGACCACGUAUUGAAUUCGAAGGCACGGAGAGAUAAGUGUGGCGUUUGUGGCGGGGACAACUCCUCGUGCAAAACAUUGGCAGGCACCUUUAGUACCGUCCAUUACGGAUAUAACGUGGUCGUACGAAUACCAGUUGGUGCUACAAACAUUGAUGUGCGGCAGCAUAGUUAUUCAAGGAAACCAGAAGACGACAACUACCUUGCUUUGGCGAACAGUCGAGGAGAAUUUCUCUUGAAUGGAGACUUUGUGGUCAGCAUGUUUAAAAGGGAAAUCAAGGUGAGAGGAGCGAUGAUAGAAUACAGUGGGUCAGAUAACGGAGUGGAAAGGAUCAACUGUACGGAUCGGAUUGGAGAGGAGCUGAUCGUUCAGGUUUUGUCUGUGGGCAACCUGUACAAUCCCGAUGUGCGAUAUUCGUUCAACAUUCCCAUUGAAGACAAGGCUCAGCGCUUUUAUUGGGACCAGUUUGGCCCUUGGCAAGAUUGCAACAGGCUUUGUCAAGGUGAAAGGAAGAGGAGACCGAUUUGUACCAGAGAGAGCGAUCGCCUUGUUGUCUCUGAUCAGAGAUGUGAUCAAAUGCCUCGCCCCGCUCCAGUUACCGAAUCAUGCAACGCAGAGUGCGAAAUACGAUGGCACAUUGCCAGGAAAAGUGAAUGUACCGCCCAGUGUGGGCCGGGCUACAGAACCUUGGACAUCUACUGCGCAAAAUAUAGUCGGCCGGAAGGGAAGACAGAAAAGAUCGAUGAGAGGUACUGCAGCUACCAAGUGAAACCGGACAACAAGGAGGCCUGUCGUGGAGACUGCAACGCAGGAGGGUGGCAAUACUCAUCAUGGUCUGAGUGUUCUAAGAGUUGCGGCAGUGGCACGAGGAGACGGGGUGCUGUUUGCGUCAACGUCAUGGGCACGGUCCUUGGAGACAGCACGUGCAGUCAACAGGAGAAGAUGAUCGUCCAACGAUGCAAAGAGUACAUGUGUCCCGUCUGGAAAACCGGAGAAUGGUCUGAGUGCUUGGUGACGUGCGGGAAGGGAUUCAAGCAUCGUCAGGUUUGGUGCCAAGUUGGAGAGGAGCAGCUGGAUAAUGGGUUUUGUAACUCUGCGACCAAGCCCGAGUCAGCCCAGCCUUGUCAACAGCAGGAGUGUGCAGCGUGGCAAGUGGGGCCAUGGGGACAGUGCACAACCACGUGCGGGAAUGGCUAUCAGAUGCGGGCUGUUCGAUGCAUUGCUGGGUCGUAUGGCACAGUGGUCAAUGACAAUGAAUGCAACGCUGCUACCAGGCCCAGAGAUACCCAGGACUGUGAAAUAACUCCUUGCCCCGAUGCACAUCCAGAGGAAAGAAUACCGAAUCAGAUGGCCUACACAACGAAGUGGAGAUUUGGAUCGUGGACUCCUUGUUCGGCCACCUGUGGUAAGGGAACGAAGGAACGCUACGUUAGUUGUCGAGAUCUUCAUGGAGCGGUGGCGGAUGAGUCCGCUUGCUUGCAUCUCCCCAAGCCCCCAUCCCGAGAGGAAUGUCUUGUUACCCCUUGUGGUCGCUGGAAAACCCGUGAGUGGACACAGUGUUCAGUGACGUGUGGCCAAGGCAAGGCGACCCGCCAGGUGAUCUGCAUGAACUACAAGAGCCAGGUGAUUGGCGAGAGUGAGUGUGACCCGGACGACCAGCCCAGGAUCGAGCAGGAGUGCUCCAUGCCAUCGUGCAGCCAGCGACACAACGGCUACCUCUUCCCCCGGCCCAAGAUGCUGCCCACACACGGGGACCCCGACUACACCCAGCUCCGCGGCAGUCAGUGGAGAACCGGCCCCUGGGGAGCGUGUUCGAGUACGUGCGCGGGAGGGUUCCAGCGGCGCGUGGUCGUCUGCCAGGAUGAGGAUGGGUACGACGCCAACAAUUGCGCGGAGCAGGCCAAGCCUGUGGAGAUGAGGUCAUGCGAGUCUGGACCUUGCCCGCAGUGGAUCUACGGCAACUGGGGAGAGUGUAACCGCGAGUGCGGAGGGGGAGUGAGAACAAGGCUCGUUAUUUGCCAGCUGCCAAACGGACGGCGGCUAAACGAUCAGAACUGUGAAAUUCUGGACAAGCCGCCCGAUCGCGAACAGUGCCACACGCGAGCGUGUCCCACAGAUGAUGCCUGGCACCGUGGCCGCUGGAGCUUGUGCUCCAUGUCCUGCGGGAAGGGAAGUAAAUACCGUACCGUUUACUGCAUGAAUAAAGAGCGGAAGGAAGUGGAGGAAGAGAAUUGUCAACAUCUGGAGAAACCAAAAUCACUGAAGCGAUGUCGAGGGGGCAGGUGUCCCAAAUGGAAAACAGGAGAAUGGACGCAGUGUUCGGCAUCGUGUGACAGUGGAUUUCAGCAUCGAGAUGUCGGCUGCCAGAUCUUGAACCAAAGCAUUGAAGAUUCCCAGUGCAGCCCGUCGGCCAAACCUGCCUCGGCUCAGCACUGUCAGCGUGGAUUGUGUGUGCUGUACAGCUGGCAUGUUGGAGACUGGGAGAAAUGCUCUGCGACCUGUGGUGCGGGAACCAGGCAUCGCAAGGUGACCUGUAUCAACCAGAACCAGGAAGAAGUGCAUGGUAUUGAAUGCAAUGCAAGCCAAAGGCCGCCCAGCGUGGAGCAGUGCAAAAGUCAACCUUGUGAAUACAUCUGGAUCACAGGAGAGUGGUCGGAGUGCUCAGUAACUUGUGAGAAUGGCUACCAGCAGAGGCUUGUAUCGUGCAGUGAGGUUUACAAUGGUAAGGACCUCUAUGAAUAUGGCUACUAUCACCAGAUUACAACUAACUGCCCCGGGACACCGCCGCCCAACAUCCGAACCUGCUCUCUUGGUGAAUGUCCUGUUACUGCUUCAUGGCGGGUUGGCAAUUGGGCAAGUUGUUCGGCAAGCUGUGGAAUGGGGGUCAUGCAGCGAUCGAUAUACUGCUUAACAACCGAUGGCCACUUCAGCAACUCCUGCAACACGGAUCUCAAGCCAGAAGGGAGGAGAAUGUGCCAGACUGGGAAAUGUGAGUUUCCGCAAAGCUGCACAGAUGUUCAGCGACUGAAGGGAUUCAUCGAAGAUGGUGAUCACAUCCUUAAUAUCCAGGGGAAGCGUAUAAAGGUCUACUGCGCUGAUAUGCUGACGGAUAGCCCAAGAGAGUAUAUCACACUGACUGGUGGCGAUUCGGAAAACUUUUCCGAAGUUUACGGCUAUAGGUUACAUAACCCUGCCGAAUGUCCUUACAAUGGCAGCAGGAGGGAUGAUUGCCAAUGCAGAAGAGAUUAUUUAGCGGCUGGCUAUUCCACUUUCAGAAAACUAAGACUAGACACCAACACACUGCAAAUUAUAACGACAGACUUGUUCUUCGCACAGACACUGGAAGGUCGGCCGGUGCCUUUCGCCACGGCCGGAGACUGCUACAGUGCUGCCCGAUGUCCACAGGGCCAAUUUAGUAUCAAUCUCUCUGGAACAGGACUCAGAGUGUCUGAAUCCACCAGGUGGAUAUCACAAGGAAAUUAUGCUGUUGUACAAAUACAAAGAUUGAUGAAUGGUGCCAAGGUGACUGGGAAGUGUGGAGGUUAUUGUGGCAAGUGCAUACCACAUUCCGGGACAGGACUACACGUACAAUUGCUCUAGCUCAGUAGGUGCUCCAGGUUUGUGGGCUAUUUACAACAGUGGAGCUGGAUUGAGAUGAAGGUCAACUCAUACAUACCUCUGCGUAUCUGUAGAUAAAUCUGGACAGGUCGAUGUAUAAUAUUGUAUUUAUGAUCUCCAUUUAUAUUUAUUUCUCUCAAGAUUGUUUUGUGAAAGGAUACUUUAAUUUUUUGAGCUUUCCAACAGUGAAAAGCACUGUUUGUACAUACAGUACACACUAUGUAGUUGUGUAAGAUAAGGAUAUUUUAUUGGCACGGCACUGUCUUUUUUUAAUUAUUUACUUAUCAUAACACAUCCGAUAAACCAAAAGUAGGCUGAUGGGUUUUUUUUUUUAAAUGGUGGUGCUAUGUAUUAUAUUUAAAGAGUGUUUUUAACUUUGAAAUUACCUCUGCACUUUUAAUCAGGAAACAGAUGAAUAUGUACUGUUUGUUAUCAUAUUAUAAGUAAUUUUGAUAAAGGUUUUGUAAAUAUAUGGGUAUGUUAUUGCACUGGUAAGCUUCAUUAGAUGUUAAUAACCAAAAUGAGUACACGCAUAGCUCUGUGCUAAAUAGAAGUAAUUCCACACAAUCAUUGAUACAUAAAGGGAAUAGAAAUCGUCUGUACAGUAGGAAUAUUCUUAUUCCACGAUGCGUUAACCUGGUGCUACUGGUAAUUGCGUGCGAAAUAUUAUCGUAUGCUUUUGCCCAUUGACACGCCCAUUGAGGUUUGUGUAAAAUAUACGUGUAUUAAGGAUAUGGUAUUACAAGUUUCAUAGCAUAUUAGUUAUUGAUUAAAGCAGCAAAUUAAAUUGCUAAGAAGAGAGCUGCAGAAGAAUUUGACCCAAUACAAUCUAGGUGGUGAAAUAUAGUUUUAACAUCGCCGAGGCAUCUUAGUAAAUUGCUGGAGAGAAAGGGGAAUGUUAACAUUUGCACUGAUGUUUUAGAGACAUAAAAUACUUUGGUGCAUAAAAGACGUUGGUGCUAUUCCUGGGUGCAUGCAAAUAUCAAUCUAGGAUUUCUUGGCAAUAUGAUCCAGAUAUAUUGAUUUUGUAAACUUUUUUUUAAGCUUACAGUGUGUUCCAUCCCACUGUGUGUAAACAUUUCUAUUGAAUGAAGAAGAGAUACUAUAAACUGUACAUUGUUACAUUAUUCAAAGCUGCUUUGCAGAACAUGUCCAAGAAUAAAUUCAACAACUAAGUUACAGAGAUAGGUUGAAUAAGUUAGGUCUUUAUUCUCUGGAGCGCAGAAGGUUAAGGGGGGACCUGAUAGAGGUCUUUAAAAUGAUGAGAGGGAUAGACAGAGUUGAUGUGGACAAGCUUUUCCCUUUGAGAAUAGGGAAGAUUCAAACAAGAGGACAUGACUUCAGAAUUAAGGGACAGAAGUUUAAGGGUAAUAUGAGGGGGAACUUCUUUACGCAGAGAGUGGUGGCGGUGUGGAAUGAGCUCCCAGUGGAAGUGGUGGAGGCAGGUUCAUUGGUAUCAUUUAAAAAUAAAUUGGAUAGGCAUAUGGAUGAGAAGGGAAUGGAGGGUUAUGGUAUGAGUGCAGGCAGGUGGGACUAAGGGGAAAAAAAAAAAAUUGUUCGGCAUGGACUUGUAGGGCCGAGAUGGCCUGUUUCCGUGCUGUAAUUGUUAUAUGGUUAUAUGGUUAAAUUGAAGUAAAUCAAACACAGGUCACUGCUUUGUUAAUAAAGUCACAACAGACAGGUACAUAGAUGGGAAAGGUUUAGAGGGAAAUGGACCAAAUGCGGGCAAAUGGGACCAGGUUAGACAGCCAUCUUGGUCGGCAUGUGCUAGUCGGGCCGAAGGGCCUGCUUCCGUGCUGUAGGACUCUAUGCCUGAUAAUGUAAUUACCGAACCAUUAUUAUUAACUUGUAACUGUGUCAGUAAGUUUGAAAGUCAAUGAGCGCUGAGACAAAUAAAAUUCAUCUGAAAGAGGUCACUUACAUUUAUAGACAUUGUAUGUGAAUACUUGAUUUAGAAGUAGUUAUUGAAUUUUUAACCAAAAUACUAAUCACCUAAUUAGAAUAGUUUCACAGUUAAAAUAGCAUAGCUUUACUCUUCAUACCUAAAAUUAGGGGGGAAAAAUGCUCUGUAACUUAGAUGUGAUUCAUUAGAAAUGAUCCAAACAUCAUGUUCGCAAUAUAUUUCAUUAAUGCCUUCCAUAAAAAAACAAAACUCCAUUUACAGAUAUCAAAUUUUAUUUUACAUCAAAUGCAACGCCUGAAGUUAUUGCAUCAAAAUACAGGGCAAACUUUGCAAUAGAUCUGACAUCUCAGCCCACAGACACAUUUUAAUUUCACGGUUUGCAAUAAAUCUUGAUUAUAUGGCAUUUGGACACGUUUGUUUUCUUUUUUAAGUUAUAAGCAACUGCGCCAUUUAAUUCAGUGUGUCAGCCAAAUGACUAUUUGAACACUUGUAUGAAUUCUAGCAGUUGUACUCAUUGUUAUAGCAAGGGAAUUUAUGUCAUUAUUUAGUAGUGUUACACUGUGCACUACAAUAUAGUAGACCAAUGUUACAUUAUUAAAGAUGUUAUUCAUAGCUAAAAUAUAUUUAUGACAAGUAUUAAAAUAUGCACUGGUAACUUUCAAAAAAUUGUUCACUCUGUAACAAAUAAAUUAUUUUAUUAUA